UGUGGAAGGUGACGCCCCUGGCAGUGAGGUGGGCGCCUCUGUGGACCCCAGUGGCAGCUAUGGUUGCAAGCCAGUGAGCCACAGCGGCGGCUUUGGCCUGGACCACCUGGACAGCCAGCUCUACGGCCACAUCUUUUUGCCGACCCACCUGCGACCCCGCCGACCCAAGCUCCAGCACUCCCAGUCCAUCCUCCGCAAGCAGGCCGAGGAAGAGGCCAUCAAGCGCUCCCGCUCGCUGUCAGAGAGCUAUGAACUCUCAUCGGACCUCCAGGACAAACAGGUGGAGAUGCUAGAGCGCAAAUAUGGCGGGCGUUUCAUAACCCGGCAUGCUGCACGCACCAUUCAAACAGCCUUCCGCCAGUACCAAAUGAAUAAGAACUUUGAGCGUCUUAGAAGUUCUAUGUCUGAAAACCGUAUGUCCAGACGGAUUGUGCUGUCCAACAUGAGAAUGCAGCUUUCCUUUGAAGGACCUGAAAAAGUCCACAGCUCCUACUUUGAAGGAAAGCAGCUCUCUUUAUCAGAUGAAGGCACCAAAAUAGGCGCGCUGGUUCAGUCAGAACAUGGCACGGAGAGAGGUGUACAACUGAAGACACCGAGUACACAGAGUGACUUCACAGACGCCAUCACAGAACUGGAAGACGCCUUCUCCAGGCAGGUCAAAUCUUUAGCUGAAUCUAUCGAUGAUGCGUUGAACUGUCGCAGUCUACAUGGGGAAGACAGUCCCUUGGAGCAAGGAAGAGGACACCCGGACAUGAACAGAGAGCUCAGCUGCCAAGUGACAUCCUCCCACAGUGCUUCAGAACACCGCAAAUUAGAUGAGAUGACGGCAUCUUAUAGCGAUGUAACCCUUUACAUUGAUGAAGAAGAGCUAUCGCCCCCUCUGCCUAUGUCUCGGUCUGUAGACCGACCCUCCAGCACAGAGUCUGACCUGCGCCAGCGUUCCCUCAACUCUUCCCAGGACUACUGGUCGCUUGCUCAUAAGGAUGAAAAAGGGGAUACAGAUACGAGCUGUCGCAGCACACCUUCCCUAGAGUGCCAAGAACAGCGUCUGCGAGUGGACCACCUACCCUUACUGACUAUAGAGCCUCCCAGCGACAGCUCAGUGGAGCUGAGUGAUCGAUCCGACCGCAGCUCGUUAAAGAGACAGAAUGCUUAUGAAAGGAGCCACGGCAACCAGCAGAGCAGCCCCAAACACAUCCCCCACAGCCUGCCACCGCGGGGACCCUCCAGGGAAGACGACGCCUCCCGUCACCGUCCCCGACAGCUGGAGGCCCAUCUGGCUAUCAACGGUACAGCCAACCGUCAGAGCAAGUCAGAGUCGGAUUUCUCUGACGGCGACAAUGACAGCAUCAACAGCACAUCCAACUCCAACGACACCAUCAACUGCAGCUCCGAGUCCUCAUCCCGAGACAGCCUGAGGGAGCAGACUCUCAGCAAACAGACGUACCACAAGGAAACUCGCAACAGCUGGGACUCACCGGCAUUCAGCAAUGACAUCAUUCGCAAGAGACACUACCGCAUUGGCCUAAAUCUCUUCAACAAGAAACCAGAAAAAGGGAUCCAGUAUCUGAUAGAGCGCAACUUUGUCCCGGACACUCCAGUGGGUGUUGCCCACUUCCUUCUCCAGAGGAAAGGCUUGAGUAGGCAGAUGAUUGGCGAGUUCCUUGGUAACCGACAGAAACAAUUCAACAGAGAUGUUCUUGAUUGUGUGGUGGAUGAAAUGGACUUCUCCGGGAUGGAGCUGGAUGAAGGGCUUCGGAAAUUCCAGGCACAUAUCAGAGUGCAGGGAGAGGCCCAGAAGGUUGAGCGGCUGAUCGAGGCAUACAGCCAGCGCUACUGCAUCUGCAACCCUGGUGUGGUGCGACAAUUUAGAAACCCGGACACCAUCUUCAUCCUCGCGUUCGCCAUCAUCCUCCUCAACACUGACAUGUACAGCCCCAACGUGAAGCCUGAGAGGAAGAUGAAACUAGAAGACUUUGUGAAAAACCUUCGAG
Fundulus heteroclitus (mummichog) is the source of this 1994-nucleotide messenger RNA. Its product is annotated as IQ motif and SEC7 domain-containing protein 1-like. Gene Ontology annotation, molecular function: protein binding; guanyl-nucleotide exchange factor activity. Gene Ontology annotation, biological process: regulation of ARF protein signal transduction; actin cytoskeleton organization. Lineage: Eukaryota; Metazoa; Chordata; Actinopteri; Cyprinodontiformes; Fundulidae. The record is from RefSeq and is a predicted model, not a curated record.